AUGCAAGUCUGCUCCCUCCCUCUUCUUCCCUCCCUGCUGCCACUUGCUGCAGAACUUAAACCUAUGAGUAUUGCGGACCAACAGCUCUCGGCGAUCCAAAAUCAAAUAUCGCAGCUCCAAGCUCAAAGCUCUGUUCAAUUCCUCCAGUCACAGCUGCUACAGCAGGAAAAAUGCUCACCUUCACCAUGCUCAUCCGUUCAAGAGGAAAACUCAGACCCUAUAGCUGAAGCGAUCAAGACCUUGAACUCUAGGCCCAAUCGAUCAUCGAGGGAACAUAAGAAGUUGACCUUAGCAGAGAAACUUGAAAUCAUUCGAUGCCACGAGACAAAAAUUUUCUCUCAGACGCGCCUGGCUGAGCGUUACGGCAAGAGCAGAUCUGCCAUAUCAAAGCUUUUGCAGCCGGACAAUGUGCGAAAGUUGAAAGAGCUUGCUGGUGCUGGAGUCACGACCAAGAUGAAAAGAUGCUCCUCGGCCCACCACCCUGAGUUGGAGAGAAAAGUGCACGAGUUUUUCAAGACAGUUGGGCGUAAUGAUCCCGCCUGGAGGUUCAAGUUGUGUAUGUUCGCUGAAAAGACAGCGAUCAAUCUGGGAAUAUCUGGUUUCAAGGCCAAUCCUGGAUGGUGCUUCAGAUUCCUUCAACGACACGGCUUUGUUUCAUCUACAGAAACGCCGGAGGACUGUAUGACAGAGAGUUUGGUGAAGCAGGAGGUGGAAUCUCAAACCAGCACGCCAGAUAUGGGAGGAGAGUUCAGCGCAUUCCAAACCGUGAGGAGCAUAGCCCCUCCCAACCUCAUCAACUUGAACGCUGGAAACGCUGAGUUGCCGUUGCUUCCAAGCCUGUCGGCUAUACUUCCAUUGGUUCUGAAUAUGCAAAGAAGAAUCUCAUAG
This is a messenger RNA of Guillardia theta CCMP2712, 888 nucleotides long. RefSeq lists its product as hypothetical. Lineage: Eukaryota; Cryptophyceae; Pyrenomonadales; Geminigeraceae. The record is from RefSeq and is a predicted model, not a curated record. The transcript has a single exon. The coding region runs from base 1 to 888 and encodes 295 amino acids.